This is a messenger RNA of Penicillium maclennaniae, 891 nucleotides long. RefSeq lists its product as uncharacterized. The coding region runs from base 1 to 891 and encodes 296 amino acids. Gene Ontology annotation, molecular function: pyridoxal phosphate binding. NCBI's taxonomy places the organism in Eukaryota, Fungi, Ascomycota, Eurotiomycetes, Eurotiales, Aspergillaceae. The record is from RefSeq and is a predicted model, not a curated record. Gene Ontology annotation, cellular component: intracellular anatomical structure. The transcript has 3 exons.
AUGGAACCCAUGGGUCGAUAUGAUCUCACCGUGCAGAUCCCAGAUGCAAACGGAAAGCCAAAGCCCACCAUCAACCGGAGCGUUGCCAUGACCACCCCAUCCACCAACGCACCCACCAUGGCCACCAUCCCCGCGCGCACCUCGACCUUGAUCGCAAACCUCUCCGCAGUGACAGCCCGCAUCACAGCGGCUCUAAAAACAUCUCCAACCCCAAACAAACCUGUCCGCUUGGUUGCAGUCUCAAAACUCAAACCCGCCUCGGACAUCCUAUCCCUCCACCAACCCCCAACAUCCCACCUCCACUUUGGCGAAAACUACGUCCAAGAGCUCCUUGAGAAAUCUCGCCUUCUCCCACCAACAAUCAAAUGGCACUUUAUCGGCGGCCUCCAAUCAAAUAAAUGCGUAACCUUAGCCCGCGACGUCCGCGGCCUCUGGCCGUCGAAAGCGUCGACACGGAGAAAAAAGCCUCUCUCCUCGAUAAAGGACGGGGCGAACGGACCCCCUCACCUGAGGAACUCGAAGCCUACAGUGAAUACAUCCGGCGAAGAGAAUAAAGCGGGUAUCGAGCCUGGUCAAGCGGCUGGGUUGGCGCGCUUCAUUCGGGAGAAAUGUCCCAGGUUGAAGUUGCAGGGUGUUAUGACUAUUGGGGCGAUUGCGAGGUCGAAGGCGACGACAGCAGAGAAUGAGAAUGAGGAUUUUGUUUGUUUGAGGGAGACCAGGGAUCGCAUUGUGUCUGAGCUUGGGUUGAGCGGGGAGGAGGCUGAGUUGGAACUUAGCAUGGGGAUGAGCUCUGAUUUUGAGGGAGCGAUUGCUUUGGGGAGUGAUCAGGUGCGUGUUGGGACUACCAUCUUUGGGGAUAGGCCGCCUAAGGCGGAGGCGAGGGUGGUUUAG